Molecule: messenger RNA, 4299 nt
Organism: Paralichthys olivaceus (Japanese flounder)
Lineage: Eukaryota; Metazoa; Chordata; Actinopteri; Pleuronectiformes; Paralichthyidae
Product: nuclear distribution protein nudE homolog 1-like
Biological process (GO): mitotic centrosome separation; chromosome segregation; microtubule nucleation
Cellular component (GO): kinesin complex; kinetochore; centrosome
Molecular function (GO): microtubule binding
Source: RefSeq, a predicted model, not a curated record
UGAUUGGUGAACCGCUGUGCACCGUAUGAAUGGACGCUUGUAUUGUUCGACGUCCUCCCGAAGCUUGAGCGAACUUUACCGGAUCAAACUGCUGCAACGCGACUCUUUCUUUUCUCCUUCUCCUUAAUUCGACCCACGAACUGUUGGGCUGUGAAACCAGCGCGUGAAGGAGGUGCAGAAAAGGAAACCGGCUCGUUGACGCCACGUUGAACGAGGCUAAGUUCAGCUGAGAACCAGUGUGGGUGCAGGACCGGAGAGCCAGCACUCCGCCGGGCCUGGAGAUGGGGGAUCCAGAGCCUCCUGAGUUUGGGUCCCUGGAGGAGGAGCUGGAGCACUGGAAGGAUCAAGCUGCCAGGCACCAACAGAGUGCGGAUGAAGCCCAAGAGGAGCUGCAGGAGUUUCAGCAGAUGAGCCGAGACUACGAGGGGGAGCUGGAGACGGAGCUGAAACAGUGUGAGGCGCGAAACCGCGAGCUGCUUGCCACCAACAGCCGCCUUCAUAUGGAACUAGAAAACUACAAGGAGAAGUAUGAGAUGCAUCACUCCGAGGCCUGUCGGCAAAUCUCCAGCCUGGAGGGAGACCUGGCUGAGACCACGGCCGUCAGAGACCAUCUUCACAAAUACAUCAGAGAGCUGGAGCAGGCCAACGAUGACCUGGAGAGAACCAAGAGGGCAACCAUCAUGUCACUGGAGGACUUUGAGCAGAGGAUGAACCAGGUGAUAGAGAGAAAUGCUUUCCUCGAGAGCGAGCUGGACGAGAAGGAGAAUCUGCUGGAGUCUGUUCAACGACUGAAGGACGAAGCCAGAGACCUAAGACAGGAGCUGGCAGUGCAACAGAAACAGCAGGUACAGGACAGGAAGCCGUCUCUCAGCAAUGUCGUCAAAGAGCUUCCAUCAUCUUCCUCCACGGCCGGGCUGCCCACCCCUCCUCUCACCCCUGCAGAUAAAGGAACUGAGGAGAAAACCACGUCUUUGCCCUCUAACCAGCCCAUCCCCUCUGCCACCACCACUACGCCGUCCAGACCUCCAGCCCAGACUGACUACUUCACCACACCUCCGCCCUCCAGCAGCAGAGGUGAAAGCCUUUCAGCGACCCCUCUCACCACCUCGGCGAGAAUCUCGGCCCUCAACAUCGUUGGGGAGCUCCUGAGGAAAGUCGGGAACCUCGAGUCCAAGCUGGCAUCGUGUCGGGAAUACGUCAACGAACAGACAGCUAAUCGCAGAGGUCAAGCCGGAGGACAGGGGGUGCCGGCGGCCCAGAACUCCUCAGAAACCCAUCCCACCAACGGCCUUUACAACAAGGGGCUGGUGAAGAGGUUAGACUUUGGAGCGGGACACAAGCUGCUGCUGUGAAAGUGAAGACAUCCCCCACCUCUGUGGUCUGAGCUGCUCUCCUCCUCCUGUCCGUCCAGCCUGGACCCCUCAAGCACGUAACGGUACCGUGCCUCGCACAUUAUAAUGGUGGUUUCUGCUUCAGGACACAGGACGUUCUAACCGGAAGCUUCAGUGGUGAAAUGGAUGGAAAUGUUACUGCAGGUACUCUGGGAUGUCUUUGUCACCUGCUCAAAUCUUUUCAGCACUCGCACUUAGCUUGAUAUACCUUCUUGGACUCGCGCUGCAUGUGUCCACCUCACCUUCUUUGUUUGGAUUUGUCAAUUAUUUUGUGUGUGUGUGUUUUUUUUAUGUGUGUGUGUGUUUCACUCUAAAGGUGUGUUCAGUGAAUCUUUACCGAGAGAAUUAAAGUGUUUAGUGAUAUAAGGAGACCAGGAUUCAUCCACUCAAAUAUAAAAUGUUCAUUUUCACAGCACUCUAGAGGAGGAUGAAUGUCCAGAGGGAAACAGCAGAACAAAAUGACACCAGUCAGUACUGUAGAUUUCGCUUAUAUAUAUUUUCUAAUUAUUGUGGCCACUGCUGCAAUGCCAUGAAGUAGUCAUUACUCCCACUUUUAAUUUGAAAUGACAGAUACAGGUAGAGGAGCAUAGAUAGAUACAGAUGGACAACAGGAGGGCUCCUCAAAGGGAAGCCAACAUGUCCUGACCGACCCCUGGUGGCAAGCUGCAGAAGAGGUCAUAAUCCCCACCUGCUCCAUGUGCGCUGAUGGGACAUGGACUAAACAAAAGUCAAAAUUUUCUCAAAGAUUGUUUCUGUCAUAUUAGGUAGUUCUUAUCACACUGGUGUUGGUUCAACUGUUCAUGUUUCUGAUGAGUUUGUUUCGAAUUAGUUAUUGGUUGCUAUAAAAAUGAGGUGAGACAUGAUAAUUGACCGCUGAGACUGACUUAUGAUUGGUCAAGCAGGUGCAUCUGUGGGAUCCUGCUACUGAGACUCCAUCCUCUGAUCGGUACUGCAAUGAUACUGCUUCCAAAUUAAGUCUUUGGUGCAAGAUGCUUUUUUGCUUUGUCUGAACACACCUUGAGGGUGUUUGAGCAGGAAACACUGUAAGGGCACUUUUAUUUUCACCACAACAGAGGGUUUUUUUCAAUACUACUUUUAUAUUUAUACCACACUGUCAGCCAAGGGACGAUUUGUCAAAUAAUGGGUUUGCAAAGAGGCAAGAUCUGUUUCAACAACUUAGUGCCACUAAUCCAAGUGAGAAUGAAAAAGAAUAAUUGUCCCUUGUUUUACUGCUUUCAUCCAGGAAAUAAUCUGUAUUUUUAUAUUUUACUGACUAGUUUCCUAACUGUAGACUGCAGAAGAACACAGACCUUUAAUCUGUGUUGUCAGCCAAUCAUCUCUGAAGUAUGGAUGUACCUCCCACUGCUGUUUGUAUUUGUCAGAGGAAAGAAUACUUGUAUAAUGCUCAAAGGGAAACGGACUGAGUUGAGCGAACCAAGAAAGUAGCAAACACCACGUGUGAACACGAUAAACUGAGACACCGGUCAAACAUGUUUUCUAACGCGCUGUAUCUCUCUGGGAGCCACGAUGUUUUAAUGAAACUUGGCCUUGGAUGUUGCUUCACCCAGUGGCCAUGAGCGGUUCUGCAUCUUAAACCUGCCUUAAUAAAUACAGUUUCUAACGUUGUAUUCAAUGUGAAAGGAGUUUCUUAUUAAGAUUAUCAUCAUCUCUUCUCUCUGCUAGCUCCAUGGACACGUUUAGACUCAUUGUUUUUUUGUUUUGGUUACGUAAAAAAAAAAUGAAUUUGAAAUGUCCAUGUUAGCAGAUGAGACAUGGACCAAACUAACAAGUCAAAGUGCAUGUUCUUCUCAAAGAUGUUUCUGCCAUUUUAGGUCAUUCUUAUGACACUGAUGUUUGUUCAAGUGCUCAUGUCGAUGACAAGUUUGAUUUUGCCUCUUACCUCAGCACAGGAGGUUAUGUUUUCACCCCUGUCUCUUUGAUUGUAAGCAAAAUUAUGCACAAACUACUGGACUGAUUACCAUGAGACUUGGAAGGUGUGGUAUGGGUCAGGGAUCCUGGUCAGGGUUCCUGAUCGGGGGCGGAUCCAGAAAUAUAUAUUUGUCACUUUCUUUGACAUUUUGAGAUGGUGGAAGUUUUUUGCAAUUGUCAAUGUUUUCCCAUAGAAUAAAUCAUGGAUCUUUAUCAACAAAAUCCGACAUAUGUAUGGAAGGGAUAUCUGUGAGUGUGUGAUUUGAUGCAGCUUGAUUGAAUUUCUGUGACUGUUGGUCCUUAGCAUAUGAGCUCUAUUGAAUCGCAUUCUAGUUAGUUAUUUGAUGAUAUGAAAACAGGAUAAAAUGUUAUGAUUGACAGCUAAGACUCAUGAUUGGUCGGAUGCAUUGGACGCCCACCAAUACUGCGAUGGCAGCUCUCGUAUCCAGGAUGUUUUGGCUUCACUUCUGGAUAGUGUGAUGAGGUGGAGAGGUCAUUGAUCGUCUUGGUUUUCCGUCAGUUAUUGUCUUUAAAUGCAGUCAUCAGUGGAGCCUUACACUAACAGUUUAAUAUCAUCAGCCCAGCAGAUGAGUACAUGAUGCCUCUGUUUAAAUGGUAAAAUUAGUAAAUCCACUUUCUUCCCAGGAGUGAAAGUGAAGAACUUGUGAACUUCAGUGAAGGCUACUUGUGUUUUAUGUUAAAAAGAGAAAAGUAUGUAAUAGGAUGAAUUGUAGUGUUAUAGACUUUAGCUCUGCUGUAGGGUUCCUAAUGUACGUAGAUUAUGGUUCAGUCGCUGUAGAUGGGGUCGACUCGUGUAAAGCAGCAGCAGGUUUGGUCUGACUUGGUGAGUUUUCUUUUGCCUUAUGUGACUCUAUCAAACUACUUACAUGUUCAUGUAUUAUACAAAGUGUUCUAAUGUGUUGUUUUUACCUUCAGUGCUGCUUGUUCUCAAGAAGCAAUUAAACUUGAAAUGGAAAAG